AUGCCCAAACACCCCAUCGACACGGCCUCCGUCUCCGGCUCCUCCACUUCUAGCGACAACUCCUCGUCGCGCAAGCGCAAGCGCUCUUCCAAGAAGACCAACGGCGGCCGCCGCCACGACAACACCGACAACGCGCCCGCCGACGAGCACAAGACGACGACGACGACGACGACGACGACGAGCAAGAAGCCAUUCGCCGACAAGCAGCACCUCCUCGCCAACGGCAACCGUCGCAACUCGAUAUCCAAAGCCGCCCGCGAUCCCCGCGACGAGGCCCGCGCCGUCGCCCUCCGCCAGCCCGCCCCCGUCGUCGACCAUGACGGUCUAAGCCGACCCGCCAAGGGAACCCGCGACCGCGUCCAGGAGACACCCGAGCAGGCCGCCGAGCGCCUGCAAAAGAUGCGAGCCGCCGUGCGCACCCUCCUCGAGUGCGUCGGCGAGGACCCCGACCGCGAGGGCCUCCUCGACACGCCCUCGCGCUACGCCAAGGCCAUGCUCUUCUUCACCAAGGGCUACCAGGUCGACGUCGACGACCUCGUCAACAACGCCCUCUUCAACGAGGGACACAACGAGAUGAUCGUCGUCAAGGACAUUGAGAUUCACUCCCUCUGCGAGCACCACCUCGUCCCCUUCACCGGCAAGAUGCACAUUGGCUACAUCCCCCGCAACACCGUCAUCGGCCUCUCCAAGCUCCCCCGCAUCGCCGAGAUGUACGCCCGCCGCCUGCAGGUCCAGGAGCGCCUCACCAAGGAGGUCGCCAACGCCGUCAUGGACAUCCUCAAGCCCCAGGGCGUCGCCGUCGUCAUGGAGUCAUCCCACCUCUGCAUGGUCAUGCGCGGCGUCGAGCAGACCGCCACCUCGACCAUCACCUCGUGCGUCCUCGGCUGCUUCGAGCGCAAGUCCAAGACCCGCAACGAGUUCCUCUCCCUCGUCGGCAUCAACCGCUAG
Molecule: messenger RNA, 948 nt
Organism: Cordyceps fumosorosea ARSEF 2679
Lineage: Eukaryota; Fungi; Ascomycota; Sordariomycetes; Hypocreales; Cordycipitaceae
Product: GTP cyclohydrolase I
Exons: 3
Coding region: 1-948 (315 amino acids)
Biological process (GO): tetrahydrobiopterin biosynthetic process; tetrahydrofolate biosynthetic process
Cellular component (GO): cytoplasm
Molecular function (GO): GTP cyclohydrolase I activity; zinc ion binding; GTP binding
Source: RefSeq, a predicted model, not a curated record